AUGGGAAGAAAGAAGAAGACUCAAGUCUUUGUCCUCAAGCCAUGGUGCUGGUACUGCGAGAGAGAAUUCGAAGAUGACAAGGUUCUGCUUCAACAUCAAAAGUCAAAGCACUUCAAGUGUCAGCUCUGUCCACGUAAACUCAAUACCGCCGGCGGUUUGAUGGUCCACAGUCAACAGGUGCACAAAACCGAGCCUGAACCGUUGACAAAUACACUGCCGGGCAGAGAUAGCUUCGAUGUCGAAAUCUUUGGUAUGGAGGGCGUGCCGACCAACGCACUGGCCGAAUGGAAGGCAAGGAAGGAGACCGAGGCAGGAUCAGUGGCCUUGGCCGCUGCGGCGGCGGCUCAUCGGCCAAGACACGCAUACACCGUUAUACCCGAGGCCGACCUGCAAGCUGCUCUCGCGCAGCACCGAGCAUUAAUGGCAAAGCGCAACAACCCGCUCCCGCUUCCAAAUUACCCCCCACCUGCUUUCUAUCCCCCGGGAAUGCCCCCAGGCUUCCCAAAUGCGUACCCCAUGGGCAUGCCUCCGCCAACAAUGCCGCCAAUGCCAGGAUUCUUACCUCCCUUCCCACCAGCCAUGCCUCCAGCGCUGGCCAGUCCCUCGGUGGAUCGAACAGCUCUUCGGUCAGUCGGCUUGUCCAGUCCAGCACCUACACCACAGCGGCAAUCCAUGGCGCCAGAGGUUGUGGUUCUGCCACCGAAGGACGGCACCAUCUGGCCCGACGUGGAAGCCAGUCCGGCGGAAAAGCGUGCGCAGCAACCUCGAUAUCGUUAUCAAUCUCCCACCGAGGGGUUGGAUCAGGGAGAUGUUGCGAAUGGGCGGAAACGAAAAGCCGCAGAAGACUUUUUGUAA
Messenger RNA from Dioszegia hungarica, 855 nucleotides. RefSeq names its product putative zinc finger protein. Gene Ontology annotation, cellular component: nucleus. The record is from RefSeq and is a predicted model, not a curated record. The transcript is spliced from 8 exons. Lineage: Eukaryota; Fungi; Basidiomycota; Tremellomycetes; Tremellales; Bulleribasidiaceae. The coding region runs from base 1 to 855 and encodes 284 amino acids.